Mycotypha africana is the source of this 616-nucleotide messenger RNA. RefSeq names its product GNL3L/Grn1 putative GTPase-domain-containing protein. Bases 38 to 508 code for a protein of 156 amino acids. The record is from RefSeq and is a predicted model, not a curated record. The transcript has 4 exons. Lineage: Eukaryota; Fungi; Mucoromycota; Mucoromycetes; Mucorales; Mycotyphaceae.
UCUGCUUUUGUUAAUUUAUAGUAUUAUCAGUUAAAUAAUGGUUGCUAAGAAACCCAAGAGUAAACGUGUUCGUCUUCAUCGUAAACACAGAAUUUUAAAGAAGAUCAAAGAAGCUCAUCGUAAAGAAAAUAGAGACCAAAGAAAAAAUCCCGCACAACAUAAUAAGAAGAGUAACAAAGAUCCGGGAAUUCCAAAUGAAUGGCCAUUCAAAGAAGAGUUAUUGAACGAGAUACAGGCACAAAAAAUGGCUGCUGAGGAGGAGAAGCAGAAGCAAAGAGAAAGAACACUAGCUGAGAAAGCGAAACAACGAAAAGCAGCAAGGAAAGCAGAAAUUGCUGCCAACAUCGCUGCUGCUAAAGCAGCAGCAGCAGAAAGAAAGCAAGCCGAACAAGCAUUAGCCAACCUUACACCAACAUUAGCAUUGAAUGAUAGUAGCAAGGAGGAUACAAAAGAGAACUCGAAACAAUCAAAAAAAGAGAAAAGGAAGAGCAAGAAGACGGAUCAAUAGAUACUCAGGAUCCAUUCAUUCGUGUAAAAAAAGACCUUCAAAAAUACCAUUCGCAACGUUUGAAACAUUCUUUACAGCGAAAAAGAACAAGAAUCUAUCUUUAUUUUC